AUGGCUACCGUCUUUUCCUCCCUUAUACGACCAUCCAAAGCCCGGCGUGCUUCGUCAAGCAGCCGUGAAACCGCGAGCCCCUUGCCGCCUCUCAGCAAGCAUGGCCUUGAGGAACCGGACCUUCGCGACCUCAAUGUCUCCCUCCAGGCGCUCACCGAUAUCUUUCCUGACAUCCAGCCCGAGGUGUUCCGAGAGAUGCUGCUGUCUUUUAGCGAGGACAGUAGACUUCAGGUCAUCACCGAGACGCUGCUGAAACAUGGCCACAAAUACGUGCGGGGGCGGAACAGGAUGCCCGCCGAGCAGGAAGAGCAGCGAGAGACGGCGCAGAAGUACAAGUACCGAAAGGAGGACGCGCCGAAAGACACACGGGGCAUACCACUCGCACUGGAAGACACUUUCCGCUCGACACGCUACAAGGAGGCCGCGAAGGAGGUGCUGUAUCAGGAGUUCAAAGGGCUGAGCCAUUCGACCAUCCGGGCAGUGCUCGCAGAGUACAACUGGAGCUACACACAAGCAAGACCAACGCUACUAGGUCUUUCGACUAAUAGUUGGAGGUCAAGCAUCACCAACUUCUUGAUGCGACGGAAAGCGCCCAGUGCUAAGGACCACCCGCUGGUUCUAUGGCUAGCAGCUGAUGCGAAGACGAAUCACCCACGGACGCCGCUGCUGGUCAAGACUAAAAGCGAUGAACUAAACCGAGAGCUGUACGAGAACCUCAUUGUGCCUGAGUUGGACAAGCAGCGAAAAGAGCAGCUGCAGCAAGAUUUCGAGCUGGCGCUGAAGUGGAACGAAGAGGAGGCUGAAUCGGAGGGCGAGAUGUACGACUGCGAGUGCUGCUUCAUACCGAACACGCUGCAGCAGAUGUCGACGUGUGACAUCGAUGGCCACUACAUUUGUUUCCGAUGCAUACGGCAUGCUAUCAAUGCGGCUCUCUAUGACCAGGGCUGGGCGCGCAAUAUCGAUACCCAGCUGUGCACUCUAAAAUGUAUAGCUCCAAUGACGGAUGGCGUCGAGGACUGCCGAGGAUGCAUCCCACUCGCCUUCGUCAAGCGUGCACUUUUUGAGGGACAAGACGGCGAAGACAACUUCGGCAAGCUGAACGAACGCUUUGCCAGCGAAGCACUCAUCAAAUCACAACUUCCGCUAGCCUGCUGUCCCUUCUGCUCCUACGCCGAGCUCGACGACCUCGCCCUCCCAGAUAGGAACCUUUUCGCCAACUUACGACUGAAGCCCCGCCCAAUCAUUCUCGCCUCCAUAGCGUCCAUCCCGAUUCUCGAGCUCCUCUGCCACAAAGCCAUACAAGCCACCGUCUUCUUCCUCAUCCUCUCAUACACUUUCAGCGCACUCUUGCUCCGGCUGCCUCUCGUCCCGCCUUUCCAAAACGCCCUGCGCAGAAUCCAUCUCAAGCGCCGCGGUCUUCGGUUCCAGUGCCUCUCCCCAGCUUGCGCGCGAGCUUCCUGUCUAUCCUGCAACCUCCCCUGGCACGACCCGCAUACCUGCUUUUCCUCGCAGCUCACCUCGUUACGCCUCACUCUCGAGCGCGCGACCACCGACGCAGUCAAGAGGACCUGCCCGCAGUGUAAUUUAGGCUUCGUCAAGUCGGAAGGUUGUAAUAAGCUGGUGUGUCUGUGUGGCUACUCCAUGUGCUAUAUAUGUAGGCAGGGGCUUGCGGGCGAAGGGUAUCAGCAUUUCUGCGGCCACUUUCGAGAGAGGCCGGGGCAGAGCUGUGGCGAGUGUAACAAGUGUGAUUUGUAUCGCGUAGAAGAUGAGGAUAGGGUGGUCAAACGAGCAAAAGAACGGGCUGAGGCAGAAUGGUGGGAACGGCAAGGGGACGGGGCCAAGAAAGGCCUGGAGAAAGAGGUCGGUAAAAGAGAAGGGAUUUUGGGUAUUAAGCGGGGGAAUUGGGAGGGUUGGAUCGAGGGUGUUUUGGAUUCUGUUCUUGCUUGA
This is a messenger RNA of Cucurbitaria berberidis CBS 394.84, 1947 nucleotides long. RefSeq lists its product as uncharacterized. The transcript has a single exon. Bases 1 to 1947 code for a protein of 648 amino acids. NCBI's taxonomy places the organism in Eukaryota, Fungi, Ascomycota, Dothideomycetes, Pleosporales, Cucurbitariaceae. The record is from RefSeq and is a predicted model, not a curated record.